Messenger RNA from Rubroshorea leprosula, 468 nucleotides. The record is from the annotation of a GenBank genome assembly. Lineage: Eukaryota; Viridiplantae; Streptophyta; Magnoliopsida; Malvales; Dipterocarpaceae.
CGACGACGACGUCGUCGCCCACCAUCACUCUCGCCCUGAUCAAACCCUCACCCUAGAUCCCAUUCCCUACUGGUCCCAUGAAUUCCAUUUCUUCUCCUCCGAUCCCGAUGAAUUCUCAUUUCCGAAUGCGCUCGUCAUCGACAACGGCCUUGAUCUCCUUGAUGACCGGGGGAACCAAGUCAAUUUCGUCAUCAAUCUCCUGCCCCAGCGCGUCGAGCAAUCCCAGUGAUGUUGAGGUAGAUGUUGGUGGUGAUGAUGAUGAUUUCCCUGUGGAGAGGAGGGUUGAGAGGAGGGUUUCAGCCUUUUAGGUUUGGCUUCCAGCGGGGCUGCCUCCACUGUUGGUGGGGUUGAAGUCAAACUUGAACCCCACAGGGAAAGUGUUAGGCUGGUUGGCUUUGAGUCAGAUUCAAAGGACGAUGACAAUGGGGCUUUGGCUGUAGAUUUGAAUUCAGGUGAUGAGUAUGGUAU